UAAUAUUGUAAUUUUCUUCCGGUGUUUUGUUUAUGAAAUGGUGUCCUCAUUAAAAGGAAAGGUAGCGCUUAUUACCGGUGCCACUUCAGGCAUUGGCAAAGCAUGCGCAGUUGCAUUGGCAGCCGAGGGAUGCUUUGUCUCCAUCACAGGCAGGAACACGGAAGCCUUGAAGGAAGUCACCAAGUUGUGCUAUGAAGCUGGGCUUCCUGAAGGCAAGGUAUUUGCAGUUGAUGGAGAUGUUGUUAAAGAAGAUGACUGCAAAAAGAUUGUGGACUCCACUGUGGAUCAUUUCAAGAGACUGGACAUUCUCAUAAACAAUGCAGGGAUUCUUGUGCUUGGUGGAAUUGAAAGCAUCAGCAUGGAAGAUUAUGACAGGCAGAUGGAUGUUAAUGUGAAGUCUGUGUUUAUUUUAACCAAGCUUGCUCUGCCGCACAUCAUUGAGGCGAAAGGGAACAUCAUCAAUGUAUCGUCUGUUUGUGGGAUCCGAUCGAUUCCAGGAAUGGUAGCAUACAACAUGAGCAAGGCCGCAAUUGACCAAUUUACACGAACUGUGGCCUUAGAGGUGGCUGACCGGGGAGUAAGAGUGAAUGCCGUCAACCCGGGGCUUAUCAUUACUGACAUCCACAGGCGAGCUGGCAUAUCGGAGGAGAACUAUCAGAAGAUGGUAGAACAUACCAAGAAGAUGUAUCCCCUUGGCCGAGCAGGAGAAGUCGAGGACGUGACAAAAGCUGUCAUCUAUCUUGCCUCAGAGGAUUCGUCAUUUGUAACGGGUGUAACACUGCCUAUUGAUGGAGGCCGGAUAUUGCAGUGCCCUCGCUGAUUGUGGGGCAAAUUAGUUUGUCAUUCUGGAUAGGGCUGUGCUAACCAAAGUGGACAUAAAUUGUAACUCUUACAGUGUUAAUUUUUUGUUUUGUUUUGUUUUUACUUGUUUAUUCAAUGUUGAAAUGAUGGUUGUCUUUAAAUUAAAGUAUGAAUAAAAAGUAUUACUCACAGCAAAUGAUAUACCUAUAUAUUUUUCAAGAAUGUAUUACUAAAGACAUUAAUUUAGUGAAAACAAAGAUUGAUGUUAAAUGAUAUUAUAAAGAACAAAAAUUAUGAUUGACGAUUAUAGGCUUCCAUGUUUGUUGUUCAACAGUAUUAUUUAGUUCUAAAAGUGUAACUUUCAUUGAAGUUCAUAUUGGCUUCUGAUUCUAUGAAAUAUGUCAAGUAAAUAAUUGCAUUGUUAA
This is a messenger RNA of Penaeus vannamei (Pacific white shrimp), 1226 nucleotides long. RefSeq names its product 3-oxoacyl-[acyl-carrier-protein] reductase FabG. Gene Ontology annotation, molecular function: oxidoreductase activity. Lineage: Eukaryota; Metazoa; Arthropoda; Malacostraca; Decapoda; Penaeidae. The record is from RefSeq and is a predicted model, not a curated record.